Drosophila guanche is the source of this 955-nucleotide messenger RNA. It is a transcript of the gene P5cr-2, whose product is annotated as pyrroline-5-carboxylate reductase 1, mitochondrial. Bases 61 to 882 code for a protein of 273 amino acids. Gene Ontology annotation, molecular function: pyrroline-5-carboxylate reductase activity. The transcript has 3 exons. Gene Ontology annotation, biological process: L-proline biosynthetic process. Lineage: Eukaryota; Metazoa; Arthropoda; Insecta; Diptera; Drosophilidae. The record is from RefSeq and is a predicted model, not a curated record.
GCUCUCAGUUGUUGCUCCAAAGGCGCAAAGUGCAGUCCAUCCGAGAAUUUAGUUCUGAAAAUGGCAACGAUCGGCAAAAUCGGUUUCCUCGGCGGCGGCAACAUGGCAAAGGCGCUGGCCAAGGGUUUUCUCUCUGCAGGUCUGGCCAAGCCCAGCGGCAUGAUUGCCAGUGUCCAUCCCGCGGAUAAGAUUUCCCUGCAGGGCUUCGAGUCGCUGGGCGUGGAAACUGUCGUGCAGAAUGCGCCCGUGGUGGAGCAAGCGGAGGUUGUCUUUGUCUCGGUCAAGCCGCAGGUGGUGCCCGCUGUGCUGCAGGAAAUAAAGUCCCUCAGCGCCGGCAAGCUCUUCCUGUCCGUUGCCAUGGGCAUCACGCUGCAGACCAUCGAGUCCAGCCUCUCCCCACAGUCUCGUGUCAUCCGCGUCAUGCCCAACAUUCCGGCUGUCGUGCGCUCCGGCUGCUCCGUGUACGUGCGCGGCAGUCAGGCCAGCGAUGCCGAUGCACAGCUCACGCAGCGUCUCCUCGAAUCGGUGGGCACCUGCGAGCCCGUGGCCGAGUCCCAGCUGGACACGGUCACCGCGCUGAGUGGCAGCGGUCCCGCUUAUGUGUUCGUGAUGAUCGAAGCGCUGGCCGACGGCGCCGUGCACAUGGGCAUGCCGCGAGAUCUGGCCUAUCGUUUGGCCGCGCAGACAGUCCUGGGCGCGGGGCACAUGGUGCGGGAUAGCGGCAUGCAUCCCGGGCAGCUGAAGGACAGCGUCACCAGCCCCGGGGGCUCAACGGCAGCGGCGCUCAGACAGCUCGAGCUAUCGGGCUUCCGCGCAGCCGUUGCGGGCGCCGUGGAGCAGGCGACGCUGCGCUGCAGACAGAUCUCCGGACAGCAGACGUAGAUUUGAUUUGUUUUCGUUUAUAUAUUAUUUAUAGGCUAAUAUAAAAUUUCGCAUUGAUUCUGUACAACAACAA